GAAAAAAGGUAUUAACGGCCAGGCGCCGCCGCCCGGCCGGGCGACCCACCGAGCGACAUGCGGCCCGGCCCGCCCGAUGUCUCUUGGUGGGUGUUGGGCGCGAGAUCUCUGUGUUGUUGCCCCCCAUAUGGCCCACCUGUGUGUCCGUCUCUGUCCGCUGCAGCGAAUCAUCUGCCGCUCACUAGACCAUCUGGCGGGCGCCCAAGCAACGAACAGUCAAAACUCUAGCGA
Molecule: messenger RNA, 231 nt
Organism: Amoebophrya sp. A120
Lineage: Eukaryota; Dinophyceae; Syndiniales; Amoebophryaceae
Source: the annotation of a GenBank genome assembly